Molecule: messenger RNA, 691 nt
Organism: Lactuca saligna
Lineage: Eukaryota; Viridiplantae; Streptophyta; Magnoliopsida; Asterales; Asteraceae
Source: the annotation of a GenBank genome assembly
AUGGCAAUAUCCCUUUUAUCCGUCUCAAUUCCCAAAUCACAACCCAAUUUACUUUACCUCGUUCUAUUUUCUCUACAUCAAAAAAACCCUUGUCCGCCUCUUCGUUCGUCACUAUCGAUCAACUUCAGUUGUUCGUCGCCACCUCCUCGCCGGUCAUCAGGUCAUCGGCUCACCGCCACCUCGCCAAUCAUUAGGUCUUCAUCGGCUCGUCGCAGCAUCACUUUAACUCGUCACUACUCCAAGAAAAAAUCUCAAUUUUCAAAAUUUGAGCACGACAUACUUAUUUCAUUAAAUUUACUUUUAGGUCCCAUUAAAAAAAAAUCGGAGAACCCUAAACCUUCGAUCCCAACGCAAAAGAAAACCACAAUAUUCUCGCCAUCUCCCUCCCUUCAUUCCUCGUCAACUCACCGUUUCCGUGCUAUAUAUCUCGACGUUUCCGUGCUAUAUAUCGCCGCUUCAGAUGAACUUUUCACGAGAUCUAAUGAGGAAAGCCAGUGAAACCAACUUUCAUAACCAAUAGCGUAGUUCUUAGACAACACGAUGAUAAAAACCCGAGAUAAGUAGAAACGCAAAAUAUCAAUACCUUCUUGGAUGAUGAAGAGAUUGAAAUAGGAAAAUAUCUGAAACCAGAAUUGGAGAGUGCAAUUAAGGCAUCUCGGUCUUCUAUUAUCGUGUUGUCAAAGAAUUACGC